Molecule: messenger RNA, 2073 nt
Organism: Staurois parvus
Lineage: Eukaryota; Metazoa; Chordata; Amphibia; Anura; Ranidae
Source: the annotation of a GenBank genome assembly
AUGGCCUUCCCUGUUGAUAUCUUGGAUAACUACAGCCAUGAUGAACUGGAGAGUUUGUCGGAAGAUUAUUUGUCAUACUUAAGGUGUGCUGAUCCUGAUAACCCGGAGUACUUCAGCCUGCGAGAUGGACGAGAGGUGCUAAUUAGUCUUUCUACAGUAGGGUAUGUGCCUCUUUAUGGAGGAGAUCAGGCACAAAAACUUCUGGCUCUCUUUGCACCUGAAGAUACUCUGACAGCUGUGGCUUUGUAUCUUGCUCAUCAGUGGUGGACAGUUGAUGAUACAGUGAGAACGUCCAAAACAUCCCGGGAUGGCUUGCAGCAGGUCCGGACUCUUGGAGAAAGGGUCGUUCUUUAUGUGCUGAACCGAAUUAUUUAUAGAAAGAAAGAGAUGGAGAGGGACGAGGUCCCCUUUCUCUGUCACAGCAGCUCUGAUUAUGCCAAGAUUCUAUGGAGGGAAGGAGAAGCCAUUGGAUUUUAUUCUGUGAAGCCUGCAGGAAGUAUAUGUCCCAUGUAUCUUACCCAAAGUUACACACUUCCAGUACUUGAUACCAUGUUUGUUAGGAAGCGAUUUCAAGGUGAAGAUUUUACUUUGCAAAUGUUGGAAGAUUAUGUAGACUCCUUCACAGAAGAAACACUUGGCCUAAGGUAUCCUCUGUCACCUACAAUGCAUGCAGCCUGCAAGCAAUAUUUACAUAAAUACCCAGGAGAUCAAGAGCUGCUGUGGGAAGUGGAAGGUGUAGGUCACUGGUUCCAAAGAACCCUUAUUUCCCAUAUACUCAAGAGAGAUACUGUAGGAUUAUCGGUCCCAGAUCCAGAAACUGCCAAACAAGAGCUGAUCUCUCAGUGUACAGAAAAGUCCUCAUCUGAGCCUCCUGCAGAAUCUCAGCCUCAGAAUACCCAACAAUCAGAUCCUGAAUGGGCAGAAACUGAAAAAAGAGAAGAUACUAAGGAAACACAGGCAGAAACAGAGGAAGAGAAAGAUAUUCAAAAAGAUGAUGAUAUUUCUUCUAAGGAACCUGAUGAGACUCCCGUCUCUACUCGCACUAGAAGUAGCCAGCUGAAACGGCCAAAGAUUGGAAAGAAAUUAGAAGAUGCUGAACCAGAAAGAGUGACCGAUGAUACCAGGAUUGAUAGUUCACCUAAACAAAUGGAAUCUAAGGAGCAGAUAGUGGAGAAUUUUAAGGAGCUGAUCCAGCAGCUCGCGGAAGACAAAGAUGAAACUGACAUGGCCAAACUUCAGGAAGAGAUCUCGUCUAAACCUGUGCAACAGGUGUUACAUGACAGUAUAGAAGUACAGAAAGAACUGGAGGAGAAUGUUGAAAAGAGAGAGGUGGUUGAUCUGGAACCAGUGAAUGGUGAUAUCACAAAGGAAGUGUACGAGCCUCAGCUUGUAAAUGCACAAGAAAUAGCAACAGAAGCUUUGGAUACGGAGUCCAAUUUAGAACCUGGUGAUAGUGAUGGAAAAUCUCUCACUACUCUCGUUUCGGUCAACAUGGACUUAGAAAAAUCAUUUGAAGACUCCUUUCCAGACCAGGUCCUUAAUCCAGAAGAUCUGGAGACCACAACACAUGAAAAUGUAAUAACUGUGAUGGAACAGACAGAAAUACAAGAAGAGGAAUUCAAAGAGAGAAUCAUAGAGAAACCAAGUGAAUCAUGUGUAGCAGGAGAAAAUGAGGACUUAACAGGUAAUGGUCUACCUGGAUACACAGAAAGUAAUUCUGCAGAAGAGUGUGCUACAUCUGAUGAUGCUUUGACCCUAGAGACUGCCUCCAUAGAAGAAACAACAGUCAAUGUCACAGCAGAUACUCUUCUCCGACAAGGCCCUCUGCUUGUGGUGGAACUACAAGAUGUGGCUUUCCAGCAGCAGUCUGAUGGACAGAGAAGUGUUUCUGGAGACCAGUCUGAAGGGUCUGUAGAGACAGAUCGGUCUCUGCGGAAAUCUGUGGAGAGAGGUGGGGAUAGCAGCUCAGAGGAAAUGGAAACAGAGAUUCCUGUUAAGACAGAAGAGAAGGAUUACGCAGAAAGGCAAGGGCAUACAAAGGACCUGCUAAGAGAAGAGCCAAGCUGUCAGCUU